Molecule: messenger RNA, 702 nt
Organism: Nicotiana tabacum (common tobacco)
Lineage: Eukaryota; Viridiplantae; Streptophyta; Magnoliopsida; Solanales; Solanaceae
Biological process (GO): regulation of DNA-templated transcription
Molecular function (GO): DNA-binding transcription factor activity; DNA binding
Source: RefSeq, a predicted model, not a curated record
AUGAAAUCGCAACCCAAAGUUACCGGAGAAAAUAAUGAAAAACAACAACGAAAAGAUGAACAAAUCAAAAUCCAGAGAAAAAUAAUAAUAAAAAUCUCAGACCCAGAUGCUACAGAAUCAUCAUCUUCAGAAGAGGAACAAGAAAAUAGACCAUCUAGAAAGCAGCAGCCAAAGCUCACUGUUCAUGAAAUUUUUCAAGAUAAGGUAAAAACUACAACUUUUUCUAGCAAAUUGCCUUCUGGGGUUCGAAAGAGAAAAUGGGGAAAGUAUUGUGCUGAGAUUAGAGAACCAUUUAACAAGAAAAAAAUUUGGUUGGGUACUUUUAAUACUGCUGAAGAGGCUUCUCAAGUUUAUCAGUCUAAGAAACUUGAGUUUGAGGGAAAAAUAAAAAUGGCUAAAAUUGCAAAAACAAACAAGGGUAUUUCUGAAAAAUCUGAACUUGAGAGUAAGACCUCAGAUUCAUCAAAUGGGGUUGAAGGAAAAGGCAAUAAUUCUAGUGCAGGGGAAGAACAAGAAAUUGGGAAUAACAGUGUUGAAGAGUUGUUGAAGGGACAGUGGAUACAAAUUUCAGAUGAUAAAGAAGUUUAUAUUUCAUUGAAAUUGGGGGUUCCGAUUGUUGAUAAUUAUGGAUUUUUAUUAGGUGAAUUUAGUGAAUUGGAUGAUCUUAGUAUUUCUGUCUGUGAUAUAGAAAAUGAUCUCUGA